This is a messenger RNA of Schizophyllum commune H4-8, 237 nucleotides long. RefSeq lists its product as uncharacterized. The annotation marks the transcript as partial. The transcript has a single exon. Lineage: Eukaryota; Fungi; Basidiomycota; Agaricomycetes; Agaricales; Schizophyllaceae. The record is from RefSeq and is a predicted model, not a curated record.
CCCGAGAACGAGCUGCGCAACUACCUCGCCCUCUCAACCAUCCGUACCCGCCCUUAUCUAUUCAAAAUUGUCACCCCGGUCAGCAUCGACACAUUCCACGAACUGCUAGCCACGCACCCGAAUCAGGACCUUGUAUCGUCGGUCGUUCGCUCGCUCCGCGAGGGUUUCUGGCCCUGGGCAAUUACAGGUCAGCCUGGUUAUCCGGUGUCGUGCGACUACGCAGUCCCGCUCACCGAC